GUCGAGACACACUGUCUAUCAUAACACGUGUGUUUAAGUGUAAUUGAAGUUGAAGUAUUUCACCAACGGUUCUCGCAGUGCAAUACCUGAAACGGUGAAAGGGCUUGUUCCCACUGGCCGCGGUUAGGUGUUUCACGCACAAAGACGUAUACAUGCUUGACAUAUUGGUACCUGGGUACAAGGGGUCCUUACGAGCUUCCCGUUUCAGAGGCAAGCUUUCUUUGCCCUUCCUUUUGAGCGGCUCGCAAUUGCCGCUUUAGGACUUUAGCUUAAUAGCAAUGAGGCGGCUGUGCUUGCGGGACGUGGGCCUUUCGAUAGAGACAGUCAGAGGAGCGUAUGCCGGGUAGUUGCUUGCCCAUGGAUAUACCAGGAAGGAGCUAUGCUUGGGAAGGGGAGCGAAUGCCGCACCACCUGCCUUCGGCAGUUGGGGAGCCUUGCUCUUCAGGGCGAACUGCUGUUGGGAGACCGGGUUCUGCAGACCUACGGAGCUCAGCUAAUUUGCCGCGGUCGUCUCGCAGCGGAAUUGAACCUGUUUACUUUGAAGCUGCAGAAGAUGUUGUUGGGCCAGCUGAGUAUGGACCUCGUCGACCUUUGGACCUCAGAGUCAGGCCGCCCAGCUCGUCGAUACCGGACUCUUCCCCUUUACCAGGGCGCAAAAGCCGACGUGGCUCUUUUGUUGGCUUUUUGGGUAUGAAGUCUGGUGGCUCGGUCCAGGGCAGCUCUAAGACGCCAAGUCGCGAAAUUACCAUGCAGGGCAUGGUGCCCUCUACUGUGUCAGCUGGCCACAUGCGGCGACAUUCCUUCCUCCAUACCAUUGGCUUUGGCACCCAUUCGCCGGCCCAUGAACAGGAAGAGCCUCCGGGCUCAGGGUCGCAUAGGAGCAAGCCAGCCUCGCAAGCCCGCAGACGCCGAGCAAGCAUGCUCGACUUGUUCAGGCACGGCCAGCACCCGGAUUCCAACGCGGGGGGUGCGGACGUGCCCAGCCCUACCCUGGACGCCCCACAGCAGCCCCUAGGGCGCAAGUCCCGACGUUCUUCAUUCAUCGAUUUCUUCCGCACCAGCAAUACUGGGAUGCAGGGGGGUGCGGACCUCACAGUGUCAAGCCCUGCCGUCAACCGCUCAGGCCGUAACCUCAGCCUCCGGGGUGAGGGUGUGGUGAGCGGGCGGGCGCAGCGGCGGAGAAGCGUCAUAGACAUCUUGGGUCAUUCAUCUAAGAAGGUGCUUGCGAAGCUGAUGCACCACGAGUAUGAGGAGGACGCGGACGCCGAGGAGGAGGGCGAGGAGGGCCGGCUGUGGUUCACUUCUCUGGCUGACUUUAAGCCUCUGACGUUUAAGUACCUGUCGGGGCGCUACUCGUCAGCGUUCUUCGCUUGUUCCGUAAAGACCGGUCAGCACUACAUCCUCAAGCAAUUUGAGAAAGAGAAGAUGAGCUUGACGGACGAGCGCGGAGUGCGACGCGCCCUGGCGUUUGCGCAGGAACUGCAUCACGACCACAUAGUGCGGUGUUGUGGCACGUGGGAAGAUGAGGAGGCGCUAUACAUUGUGGAGGAGUAUGCCAUGAAAGGUGACCUGCUGCAGGACUCCAUGUCGCACCCGGAGAAGUACACGGAGGCCUUCAUGGCCACCAAGGUCGUGAAGCCGCUGCUGGAGGUGCUCGUCUACCUGCACGGCAUGGAUGUCGUACACCGGGCCAUCUUUCCAGAGUACGUCAUGUUUGGGCGGGAGGACCAGCUCAAGCUGGGGCACUUCACCAGCGCCAUCAACCAGCGGAUAGACCCGCCCAACGAGCGGAUACCCUUCCUGGACUACAUGGCUCCGGAGAUGCUGGCGGUGCGGGUGGAUGAGCCGGCGGGGCUGUUCUCGGCUGCCUCUGCUGGAUCCGGAAUGGGAACCGGCAGGGGCACGCCAACAAAGGCCAAGGGCCUAAACUCGCAGCAGACGCGUGUGGUGCGCGUGCAGGGCCUGGUCGGGCCCUCCAACGACGGCUCCAUGCCGCCCGGCCGGGGCGGCUACCCGGGUUCCGGAUCCCCCUCCAUGCAGCCCUCACCCAUCCCAUCCGGCGCGUACGACACACCCGAGUACGGGCGACCUUCACCCAUCAGUGUGGCAUCUAGGCACGGCCUGUUUGGUGGAGCCCUAUCUGACCUGCCUGGCUCGCCCCUAUCUCCAGCGGAAAGCCUGCCCACAGAAAAGUCCGUGACCUCCCGUACUACCAGCCGUAGCGCGCUGAGCAUCUUCCGUUCCAAGCGGCAUCUUACGUCAUCACAACAGCCCUCGGAUGAGGAUUGCAGCGGCGUCAGGGACGCCUCCUCUUCCCAGCCCUGGGCUGGGGCGCCCAGCCGGCGGCUCCGAAGUGACACCUCAGAGGCCCCUUGGUCGUCUCCACCCUCGGAUGGUGGCGCGCAGAGCAGCGGCAGCUGCACGGCGGGGCCCUCCAGGGGCAUGGGGCACACCUUCCGGCGGCGGAAAUCCGCACUGGAAGAGAUGAGCGCGCCGUGGCUGCGACCUGUGGACGCAGGGCCCAGCAGCGAUGCGGGGCCGGGGGCGGGGGAUGGCGUUGUGGGCGGCGGCGGCGGUGCCAUGCAGCCCUCGAUGGAAGGCGAUGGGGUGCUAGUGGAUUCCACAGCGGCGGCGGCGGCGGCCACUGCAGCUGGGGAAGAGGUGGCGGAGGGAGGUGCCGCUGCUGCUGCUGCUUCUAGCGCAUGCAUUGGCGGCAGCGGAGGAGGAGGGGGGUUGCCAGGUAGCCUGUGCGUUGACGAGCAUCCCACGUUAGUCCGGGAGCCCAGCGAGGACCCGCGCUCUUCCAGCCACCUGGCCCCUUCCUCCUCGCCGUCAUGUGAGCCGCUCGACCCAAGCGAGCGUGAGCCGCAGCACCUGCUAGGCCCUGCGCCUCCGCCGCCACCUCAACAACUGUUGCGGCAGCCCCCUGAGGGCUUCUCCUCCCUCCGUCGGCAGCUCUCCUCCGCAGCCAUGGUGGCUGGCGCGCCGGUGCCCCGUCCCGCGUCAUGCGCCUCGAGAGCUGCGUCCAGCGGCCAGGCUUCCUCCUCUGCGCGGCCCUCGGCUCCGCCCUCGCCACACACACCAGAGCAGGACGGCUGCUUGCCAGGGUACGCGGCGGGCCCGGCUGAGGCCGCCGGAUCGAUUCCCUCCCCAUGGAGCCUACGGCAGGGCUCCUCCAUCCGUGCACAUCGCUCCAAUCUGGGUCCGGGUGCUAGUCCGGGUGCUGGCAGCGGUUUGGAAUCUGGGCCGGUUGGUGAGGCUCUUGUGGCGGAGACCUCGGGAGGGGGAUCCUCUCCAGGCAGGUAUGACAGCACGGACUUGUCGGUGUAUGCGACCGAUGCGUCGGUGUAUGCCAUGGAUGCGGGGGGUGCGGUUUCGGAGCUGAAGCGCGGGCGCACCGGCGUGUCCUUCACAACAGCUGCCGAGGAGCCUGCCGACGACGGGGCAUCGGUUUCCAGUCGGCCGCUUCGCUCCCGGAUAGCCUCCCGUGAGGCGAGCGUUACCAGCGCGGUUCAAAUGAUUAGCGGGCUGCGCAGCAUGGCGAGGAGCAUAACCAUGAAGCUCGGACAGGCGUUUGGCGGCCUGGGCGGCGAGGGGUUAGGCGGCACCAGUGCUGGCGAUCUGCUUACUGCGGAGGUGACGGAUGGCGGCAAUGGCACGAGUGGCGGGGGAGGUGGCGGCAGCGGAGGCGGAUUCGUCGGUGUCGCUGGUCGCGAAACCUCGCCGCGACAGAGCUUCGGUGGAGAUGCAACGAGCAUCUUUGUGCCCAACAAUCCCUGGGAAUGGCAGGAUCAAUACGACGAGAAGGUGGACCUGUGGCAGGUGGGUUGCCUGGUGCACGAGAUCCUCUGCCUCAGUCUUCCCUUUGAAGCGGAGGACAAGCUGCUCGCAUGCGCGCUCAUCCUGUGGGCCGACAUCACCUCCUUCCCCGACCAUCUCUCCCCCGAGUGCCACGAAUUCAUCCGCGCCUGCCUCACCAAGAACCCCGUGGAGCGACCCUCAGCAGCGGAUCUCUUGCAGCACCCCUGGGUUGCACGGCAUGCCGCAGGGGAGGUGCUCAAAUCUGUACGACAGCAGCGUGAAGAGGCCAACUUGGCAGGGCUGUCUGCAGGACAGCAGCUGACGUCCGUACAGCGGGCGGCGGCGGCUGUUGGGUUAGGCUGGCUGGUGGGAGUCAAUGCUGACGCCGCCGCCGCUGGCAGCAGCAGUAGCGGCGGCGGUGGCAGCAGCAAAUCCCAGGCUCAGGCAUGGCUGGGAUCUUGGGCUUGGCUGCUCAGGCCUUGGACGGCCAAGGUACGGCCGGCAGGCGGUGACAGCAGCAAGGAGGGGGAGUCGAAAUUUGAGCGUGCCGUGGCCAUGGUUCAGGAGCAACACCAGCAUGAGUUGCAGCAGGGCGUGCUGGGGGGCUUGGAUGCCUCUACUCGGGCGCGAGGGGUGGGGGACCUGGAGGCUGGGCAGCAGGGCGGGCCCCGGCGGCACAGCUUGGAUGCCGCGAGGCACAGCUACCAGGCAUUUGGGCGGGGCAACCGGCCAAGUCGUGGGGAUAACGCAUCCACUAGGUGGGGGGUGGUGCUCUGAAGUGAGGGUGAUAUUGUAACCAUGUGAUGAUGUCCGUGAUGUGAUGUGGCACCGUCAUGUGAAGCGGUAGCUGGCAUCGUGGGUGUUGAGGGGGAAUGUACUUCGGAUGCAUGAAUGGGGUGUGGGGAAGAGGAAGAUGUGUGACUGGUGUGGCGUUGUGGAGGGGCAGGUGAGGCGGGGUGAGGUGCGAGGAGCUUCUCGUAUACGUACACUGUUGAUGUUGGUUGCCGUACAAGGCCUGUUUGAUGAGUUGGAGAGCUUAAAGUGGGAGGCGAAAGACGACUCUUAUACCCUUCUCGGGAUAUUGGCAGGCUGGCUGUUGUGAAGGGCAGGCUGGAAAGAGUGGCAUAAACAUAUGAGCUGAGCAAUGAAAGUGAAGUUGACGUGGUUUUGGAGUAAUGUGCUUUCUAAUGAUGUGGAAGGAGGUGGGUUUGCAGGGGGCAAGUCGCCGCCACUGUAGGACACAGCGGCACUGGCCACACGACGACGACGUUUAUAUUGGCGCCAUCGGAGUAUGCAUGAUGAUGAGUAAUGGCCGAGGGCGCUUGCCGGAGUUCUGUGAUAACCCGUGCCGCCCCUGCAUGACAUGCUUCAACCUGAUGUCUCUUUGGUGUUGCGUCAAGGGUCUGCUGUGUGUGCGUUGCAGCGGCUUACGAUGACGUGUCUCGGCGUUGCACUUUUGUGAUUGACCGCGAGCAUUGGAGUGAGUUGUGCAGCUGGAGAGGCUGGGUACCAACUUGUGACGAGUAUAACCAUUCAUGGCAUGGUGAAUCAUUUUGGACUGACGGACGGCGCGUGCACGUCUGGAAUAAACCUACAUAUGAUCCGCACGCGAGACGCGACGAGUAGAGACGGCGUCGGCAUGGGAGACGGAGCACCGCAGGUGGUUUCUCAAGUUAUGUGGGAACCGCGCUUAUGUAUAUCAACAACGUUUGGCUUGACUGUUCGGUGCCGUAUGUGUUGGCAGCGGGAGGGUAUACUAACCCUGCGCUCCUUUGGACAUGAGGCAUGUGCAUAAAGAUGCUGGAAGAAUUAAGGUGGCAGCUGGGAGGAGAGGUGGAGACUUAGUGCUUUGCAGGCGCUGGACGAGCGUUGAGAUAGGUCCAUGUGAAAACAAU
Messenger RNA from Astrephomene gubernaculifera, 5696 nucleotides. Lineage: Eukaryota; Viridiplantae; Chlorophyta; Chlorophyceae; Chlamydomonadales; Astrephomenaceae. The record is from the annotation of a GenBank genome assembly.